AUGGUCGAGACGUCGCCCUCGGGUCCGUCGCCCUCGGGUCCGCCCCUAGACGGCUUCUUCUAUUCGCCCAGCUUCCUGAGCGAGGUACAGGUCCAAGCCCUGCGUGCGGCGGUGGAGAGUGGGCCCAGUGGCGAUGAGACGAUCUCGACCGGGAGGCCACUGGCGGCGACGCCCGGGGUUCAUUGGCACGGCUUCCCGCGGCCGCACAGCCGGCAUGAAAGUGAGAUCACCGUCCUCGAUGCAUGUGGGCCGAUGCUGCUAGAACUUCGAGAAAGAGGGAUACUUCCACCCGGCUACUGGUUCGACCAGGCGAUCGUCAACUUCUACUCAGAAGGCGAUGGUAUACCGAUGCACGUGGACAGAGCCAACUUCGAUGAGUACAUCGUUGGCUUCAGUCUGGGUGCUCCAGUUGUCAUGGACCUCGAGCCGUUGGACUUGAGGGAAAGCUUUCCAGCGAUUCGCCAGGCGGAGGAGGAAGAAGGAUGCGCGGCAGAGCGAAUUGAACGAAGCUGCGGUCAGCAAGUGCUGCUCGAGGAGGGUUCCGUCUACGUCUUCUCCGGCAAAGUACGGUGGAACUGGAAGCAUGGUAUUCGACCCAACUGCAGGUACCAGGGCCAGGAGCUCCCCGUGGGCAGCCGCACUUCCGUCACCUUCAGACGGGGAGAGCAGACAGAGUGUCGACCGGCUUGUGCGUGGGACUCGGAUGCUUCUUCGCGAGAUUGGCCUGGUCUUCCUUUUCUACAGCCUCCACUGGUGCUGCUGCCUCCGGAGAUGCAAGAUUGA
Molecule: messenger RNA, 783 nt
Organism: Symbiodinium sp. CCMP2456
Lineage: Eukaryota; Dinophyceae; Suessiales; Symbiodiniaceae
Source: the annotation of a GenBank genome assembly